This is a messenger RNA of Rhineura floridana, 1407 nucleotides long. Its product is annotated as vasoactive intestinal polypeptide receptor-like. Bases 123 to 1250 code for a protein of 375 amino acids. Gene Ontology annotation, biological process: adenylate cyclase-modulating G protein-coupled receptor signaling pathway; cell surface receptor signaling pathway. The transcript is spliced from 11 exons. NCBI's taxonomy places the organism in Eukaryota, Metazoa, Chordata, Lepidosauria, Squamata, Rhineuridae. Gene Ontology annotation, molecular function: G protein-coupled peptide receptor activity; vasoactive intestinal polypeptide receptor activity; peptide hormone binding. The record is from RefSeq and is a predicted model, not a curated record. Gene Ontology annotation, cellular component: plasma membrane.
CAUGAAGUCAAUAUUCCUCACCCUGGAGAGCAGAAAUCUUCAACUUCACGUUUAGUUUCUCCUUAGGAUGCACAGAGGUUUGGGAUGGACUGAGCUGCUGGCCCAAAGCCACGUUUGGAGAGAUGGUAACGCUCCCGUGCCCAGGAUUUUUUGAAGAAAUCACCAGCAUAAAUGGGUUCCUGCACAGGAAUUGUACACCAGGCAUGUACUGGUCAGAGCCUUUCCCGCCUUAUUCAGUCGCCUGUGGGUUUGAAGAAAGCUUAACAAAGGAGCCGGAAGAUCAGAAAUCAUAUUAUUCAACAUUCUGGCACAUCUACACCGCAGGCUAUGCAACUUCCCUGGCUUCACUCAUUACAGCUAUUUUCAUCUUUACCUUCUUCCGGAAAUUUCACUGCACACGGAAUUACAUCCAUAUGCAUUUGUUUGUCUCGUUUGUCUUGAGAGCGGCUGCCGUUUUCACCAAAGACACCAUUUUGUUCUCUGAUGACAGCAUGGACCACUGUUUCGUGUCAACGGUGGUGUGCAAGGCCGCUGUGGCUUUCUUCCAGUUCAGCAUUUUAGCCAACUUCUUCUGGCUGCUGGUAGAGGGCAUGUAUCUGCAGACGUUGCUGAUGCUGACCUUUGUGUCGGACAAGCAAUAUGCAUGGAGGUUCAUCCUGAUUGGCUGGGGAGCACCUGUGACCAUAACAUCAGCAUGGAUCCUAAGCAGGAUUUACAGACAGAAUACUGGAUGCUGGGAUGAUGAUGAGGAGAGCUCCACGGUGCUGUGGAUCAUCAAGGGACCCAUCCUCUUGACUGUCUUAAUGAACUUUGUGAUCUUUCUAAACGUCAUCCGGAUUCUGGUCCAGAAGUUAAAAUCUUCGGAGACUGGAGGAAGGCAGACCAGGCAUUAUGUGAGGCUGGCCAAGUCAACUUUGCUCCUCAUCCCUCUCUUUGGCGUGCACUACGUGGUCUUUGCCUUCUUCCCAGAGAGCAUUGGGAUGGGCGCCAGACUGUACAUUGAGCUGGGCUUGGGCUCUUUCCAGGGCUUUGUUGUUGCUCUUCUGUACUGUUUCUUAAAUGGCGAGGUCCAGGCCGAGUUCAAGAAACGCCUCCGGAAGUGGCGCUACCAACAUUACCUCAGCUUCACACGGGCGCAUCCGAGCCUCUCCAGGGAUAACAGCCCUAUUAAUUAUGUCACACAAUUAUCCUUGCUGGAAAGAAUCAGCCCCAAAAGAAGCAUCUGUCAGAACGGCCUGUCCUCUGUCUGAAGCUGUAAAUCAGCACCUCGCCUCCAGGGUUCCGGAAAGGGCCCUACUAUUCCAGCAGGGUGGCAAUGAUACCAGAAACCUCCAUCCUAGCACAAGUAUGGGACCCAUAACCCUCCAGACAGAAAGUGCUGAGAUGGGGUCAGGUGACCUAGAGCUG